Eublepharis macularius is the source of this 1572-nucleotide messenger RNA. RefSeq names its product TUB bipartite transcription factor (gene TUB). NCBI's taxonomy places the organism in Eukaryota, Metazoa, Chordata, Lepidosauria, Squamata, Eublepharidae. Gene Ontology annotation, biological process: protein localization to cilium. The transcript has 12 exons. Bases 52 to 1551 code for a protein of 499 amino acids. The record is from RefSeq and is a predicted model, not a curated record. Gene Ontology annotation, cellular component: cilium.
UGUGGCCGUCGGGGCUCCCUCUGCCGCAGCUGCUAGCUCCCCGGGCGAGCGAUGACUUCAAAGCACCAGGCGGACUGGAUCCCUUACAGUGUUUUAGAUGAUGAGAGCAGCAAUCUACGACAACAGAAGCUUGACAGACAGCGAGCAUUGCUAGAACAGAAACAGAAAAAAAAGCGUCAGGAGCCACUGAUGGUUCAGUCCAAUGUGGACAGUCGCACAAGAACACGCAGAAUGAAACAGUCAGAAGAACAAGCACCAUUGGUGGAAUCUUACCUCAACAGCAACAGCAGCACCAUUUAUCAUGUACAGGAUGCUGAACAAGAAGAUGUAAAAGUGGUAGCAGACUCACAAGCUCCAAAAUCAGCUAAAAAAUCCAAGGCAGCUACAGGAGGCUGUCAAACUGGCAACACGAGGAAGGAGAAAAAAGGGAAAAAUAAAGGAAUUGAUGGUCCAGCUGCUUUUCAGGAUGAUGUACAGGAAGUAGGGAGCCAGGUUCAGAUUCUGACUGUUGGAGAGGCUUGCCAAAAUGAGGACGAAGGUGAUGCACUACCUAGCAAUCAGCAACAAAGCAAACAGGACCUUAGAGUAACAAUGCAGAAAAAAGGUAUUUCAAGCAGCAUGAAUUUUGAUGAAGAGGAGGAUGAGGAGGAUGAGGACAGUUCAAGUUCCUCCCAGUUAAACAGUAACACCCGACCAGGUUCUGCCACAAGCAAGAAAUCAAACAAGGAAACAGCUGCAGGGCCCAGCCCUUCAACAAACAACCCUAUAAUAGAUGUUGAUGACCUGGAGGAAUUUGCUGUGAGACCUGCUCCUCAGGGUGUUACUGUCAAAUGCCGAAUCACAAGAGACAAGAAGGGAAUGGAUCGUGGAAUGUACCCUACUUACUACCUCCACUUGGAAAGGGAGGAUGGUAAAAAGGUAUUCUUGUUAGCUGGAAGAAAGCGAAAGAAGAGUAAAACCUCAAAUUACCUCAUCUCUAUAGACCCAACAGACCUGUCACGAGGAGGAGAAAGUUUCAUUGGGAAACUGAGAUCAAACCUUAUGGGUACUAAGUUUACAGUUUACGAUAGUGGAGUAAAUCCAAUGAAAACAACACUGAGUUUAGAAACAAGUAAUUUGCGCCAGGAGCUAGCUGCCAUUUGCUAUGAGACAAAUGUUUUGGGAUUUAAAGGUCCUCGUAAAAUGAGUGUCAUCAUACCAGGAAUGAAUAUGGACCAUGAAAGGGUUUCCAUCAGACCACGCAAUGAACAUGAAACACUCCUUGCAAGAUGGCAGAACAAAAACACAGAGAGCGUCAUUGAGCUGCACAACAAAACCCCAGUCUGGAAUGAUGACACCCAAUCAUAUGUUUUAAAUUUCCAUGGUCGUGUAACGCAGGCCUCAGUGAAAAACUUCCAAAUUAUUCAUGAUAAUGAUCCUGACUACAUAGUGAUGCAGUUUGGCCGUGUAGCUGAGGAUAUUUUCACCAUGGACUAUAACUACCCAAUGUGUGCACUUCAAGCCUUUGCUAUUGCUCUGUCCAGUUUUGACAGCAAGUUGGCUUGUGAGUGAAUAGGUUAUAUCUGAGUCUAA